CUUAAUCUGCUGUGUUUACAAGCAACAAGUGCCAGUUCCCGCUUUCCAGUAGCUACAAGCCAGAAGGAUUAUGUUCGAAUCCCGAACAUGAUUAAGACGGAGCGGAUCCUGCGCCUGAGGAGCAGCCGGGGCCGGAGGGUCCGGGUGGUCCGGGAACAUUACGUCCGGGACCGGGUCCCGUGUUACAGCUCUCUGUGUCAGGCGGACUGUGACAACGGUGCUAAGGUUCUGCCCGGAGACCUGACGCACUACGUGGUGCCGGAUGCUGGGGUGGUGGUCGACUACCAUGAGAUCCUGGAGUUCAGAGAGCUGCACGGCAUCGUGUUCACCCAGACCGCCUGCCAGGCUUUAAAGAGCAAGGGACGCAGGUUCUACAACCGUAUACGAGAGCUGGUCAAAGACCCUCGUCACAGCUGUGUGCUGUUUGCCAAUGAAUUUCAAGAAUAUUCCUACUGUCCUCGAGAGAAAGGCGAGAGUCAGGAGAAGUGGCAGACCAGGUGUGUGUACUCUGCAGCAGUGUGGUACUACAACCACCUGGCAGGUAUGAUGAACAUAGUGAUGAUCACAGAGGACCAGGAAGCCGUGGCCGAGUACAGCAGCCUCCACUCUGGAGUCUACGUCAUCUCCGUCCAGGAUUAUCUGAAGAACUUCUGGCCGGAGGUGGAGGAGGUUCAUGAGCUGUACGCCUCCAUCUCCCGGUCGCUGCGAGAGAAGGAGGGCGAGGGCUCGAAGAAGAAGAAGGAGUUCUCUGAACAUCUGCCCACUGAGAUCCUGGAGGCUGGGAUCAAGUCUGGACGAUACCUUCAGGGGACUCUGAAAGUCAACAAGCACCGACCCCAGAAGGAAGCGUUCGUCACGUCUGAAGGUUCCAACAACAUCAACAACAACAUCAACAACAACAACAACAACACAGACCUGGGUCGAGUGCUGAUCAGAGAUAAGAACCGUAACCGUGCGAUCCAUGGAGACGUGGUGGUGGUGGAGCUGUUACCAAAGAGUGAGUGGAGAGGGAAGGGGACGUCUCUGACGGAGGGACACGGGGACGAGAAGGAGGGACAGGACGGACACAGUAAACCGAUGCCCACAGGUCGUGUUGUGGGGAUCAUGCAGAAGAACUGGAGGGACUACGUGGUAACUUUCCCCAUCAGAGACGGGACCCAGAGCCAGACCAGGAACUCUCAGAGGAUCCUGGUUGUUCCCUGGGACCGUCGCAUCCCCAAAAUACGCAUCAGCACUCAGCAGGCCGACGCUCUGCAGGAACACAGGGUGGUGGUGCGCAUCGAUUCGUGGGAGACCACGUCGCUCUACCCCAACGGCCACAGCGUUCGGGUUCUGGGCCGAGCCGGAGAGCUGGAGACGGAGGUCCAGACCCUCCUCAUCGAGAACUGCAUCCACGUUCCUCCCUUCUCUGAGGCUCAGCUCAGAGAGAUGCCGGUGAGUUCCCCCGACAAACCGUGGAGGGUGGAUCCGUCUGAGGUGGCGAAGAGGCGGGACCUCCGCGGGACUCACCUGGUGUUCAGCAUCGACCCUAAGGGCUGCGAGGACGUGGACGACACGAUGUCGGUACGAAGCCUGGACGGAGGGAAGGUGCUGGAGCUCGGAGUCCACAUCGCAGACGUCACUCACUUCGUUAAGGAGGGUUCACUCACAGACCUGGAGGCUCGAUCCAGGGCCACCACCUACUACCUGACGGACCGGAGGUACGACAUGUUGCCCCCCGUCCUCAGCGCAGACGUCUGCUCUCUGCUGCAAGGAGUCGACAGGUAUGCGAUGAGCGUCCUGUGGAAGCUGGAUGCUGAAACCUUGGACGUGAAAGACGUCUGGUACGGACGGACCGUCAUCAAAUCCUCCUACCAGCUCCAUUACGAACUGGCCCAGCAACUCCUCAACGGGGAGGAGGCCGACGUCCCGGAGCUGAAGGAGCUGGGCGCCCAGGAGAAGGAGGCGAAGCUGAAGGAGCUCCGCCAGGCUCUGAAGACGUUGACACAUGUGGCCAGACACCUGCGAGCUAAGAGGGGCCGAGGAGGAGCGCUGGAGCUGGAGGGAGUGGAGGUUCGGGCUCAGCUGGACGAGACGAGGAACAUCGCGGCCCUGGUUCCUAGCCAGCCUCUGGAGGUCCACGAGACCGUGGCUGAGUGCAUGAUCUUCGCCAACCAACAGGUGGCGGUAAAGAUCCAGGAGAGCUUCCCCCACCAGGCCCUGCUGAGACGCCACACCGCCCCACGGCGGGACCUCUUCUUUGACCUGGUGGUUAGCGCCACCUCCAGGGGCUUCAGCAUCAGCACCAGGUCCAAUAAGGACUUGGCGGAGUCUCUGGACCGAGCCGUGGACCCUGAGGACCCCCUUGUGAACAGGAUCCUGAGGAUAAUGGCGACCCACACCAUGUCCCAGGCCCUGUACUUCUCCACGGGCUCUCAGCCUCUGGACCAGUUCUACCAUUACGGUCUGGCUCUGGAUCGCUACACACACUUCACCUCACCCAUCCGUCGCUACGCCGACAUCGUGGUCCACCGCCUCCUCAUGGCGGCCAUCAGCAUGGACGGCGGCGUGGCUCCUCUCAGGCCGCCGGCCACCAACAAAGACGUCCAGGAACUGGCUCAGCACAUCAACGGCAGGAACCUGGCCGCUAAAGUGGUCCAGCGUCAGUCCACGAAUCUGUUCCAGUGUCUCUACUUCAGGGACAGAGACCCUGAGACGGACCCACGCUGUGUGACCGAAGCUGUCAUCUACUCCAUCCGAGACAACGGCGUCCUGGUCUUUGUCCCAGAGUACGGCAUGAAGGAGCCGGUCUUCCUGGCGCACAGGGACGGUCGGGUGGUGGCGGUGGGAGCCGACGGACGCUGUCAUUGGCUGAAGGGCUCAGUGAGGCACCACCUAGACCACAUCACCACCACCUCCAGCUCCGGCACCUCCUGCUUCAGGAUUUUCGACCACAUCACGGUCCGUAUCUCCUUCUCCUCCUCCACCUCCUCCUGCCACGCCGACUACCUAAAGCUGGAGGUGAUCAGUAACCGGCCUCCCCACAGCUCCGGCCCCCGGCCUCCUCCCUCCCGGCUCCGCAGCCAGCUGGUCAAGGAGGUGCAGCAGGCUGAGGAGGCGCAGGCCCAGGAGAAGGAGGAGGCGUCUCGCCUCCCAGAACUCUCCAAGGAGGAGAGGGAGUUCCGCCAGAGUAAGAUGCCCAACCUGUACUCGCUGCUGGAGGAGGUGAAGGAGCUGGCUCUGAAGGAGGCGCCUUAAAAACCCAACGUUCAGUUUUUACUUUGACUCAGUUUUGAUUAAAAAUGUUUUUAACGUUUUAAAAUGAGAAAAGUUUUAAUUAAAGGAAACAAAACAA
Mugil cephalus (flathead mullet) is the source of this 3334-nucleotide messenger RNA. It is a transcript of the gene dis3l, whose product is annotated as DIS3 like exosome 3'-5' exoribonuclease. The record is from RefSeq and is a predicted model, not a curated record. Gene Ontology annotation, molecular function: 3'-5'-RNA exonuclease activity; RNA binding. Gene Ontology annotation, biological process: rRNA catabolic process. The transcript is spliced from 18 exons. Gene Ontology annotation, cellular component: cytoplasmic exosome (RNase complex). Bases 88 to 3237 code for a protein of 1049 amino acids. NCBI's taxonomy places the organism in Eukaryota, Metazoa, Chordata, Actinopteri, Mugiliformes, Mugilidae.